AUCUUUAAUCACCUCGCAAUGUAACCUUAUAUUACUGUAAUGGGAUCAUUUGUACUUUUGUAAAAUAUCCCUUUACAACUUGACAGCCAUGUAAAUUCACACUUCUGCCUAAAAUGUUGUUACACUGAGAGUGUUUUUGAGAUGACGUACAUUACUGAUGUUCUCCAUCACAAAAAAUGGACUGGCAUACUGUUUCAAAGCGUGAGGAUUUUGGUGUUAGUCAUCACAGUCGCCCUCAGAAAUGCCCACAACAGCAAACAUCCUCACAAGCCCACUCUUUUAAAGCAAUUUCUUUGUCUCAUUAGGGGAAUGGCAAACACUCUUUUGUAUCGGCCCUUCAAAAGCACUGAACGCUUUGAAGCAUAUUGUUGACGGCCCCUAGAUUGUCUUUGUGUUAAUUGAUCCGCUAGCAGACACCACUCUUGCCCUCCCUCCUCUGUCUCACUCCAUCUGCCUUUAUAUCCUGCCAUCCGCUGUUUUCCUUUCAGGAUGAGAGUGGCUUUGCUCAACAGUGUUUCUAAAGAUGGACGAGACUAGCACACUUGAAACACCUGUAAGGGUUAUCGGGCCGCCCAAUAAGCGAUCAGCACUCUGACAGAAACCAACCAACCCGUGAAGGUUUUGUUGCAGGGAAGAGGACAUUGCUUUUGUCUUUGCCUAAGUGGCCUGAAGCACAGCACCCUUUUUUGUGUCUGCUCUCGAUACGACAAGAACAUCUAACCUAAAGAGCUUAAAAGAGGACAACGUGUUUACUUUUGGCAUUUAUUCGCACAGGUGUCACAUCUGAAGAACCUUUCUUUUUACUUCACACGAAACUGUUGGAUAAUUUACGAGGGCCUUUGCCAUCAUUCAGACACUAGUUUAGGUUCUGUUUGACGUUUAUUGGGUGCUUGGAAGUAAUGCAUCUUUGACAGCCACUGCAUCCAUGUCACAGUAUCAAAUUCAAUCGGUGUGACCUGUUUGGGUAAGGCAACACCGGACUGGGUAGCAACAGAGACACAUGUCCCUGCGAUAAGAGCAGAUCUUUCUUUACCGAGAAGACAAGAAGUCCACCACACAUUACAGUGGUGCGAGACCAACUUCUACCCUCCGGACGUAGCCUGUGAUGGUGGGACUCUCAUUGAAGUUCAAUCAAUCCCAAGUGGGUGAGUUGAGACAAGUGGCAGCAGUUCUUCAAUUAUUCAUCUCUUCAAAGAAAGACCAGGCGAAAGUGAACACAACUGUCUGAGAAACCAAAAGACGGACUAGAACGUGGCUGAACAAAACUUGGUUCCAAGAAUUUUGAAAGACAAAUCUGAGAAGUCUGGCAAGGAUCUUUUUAAGAAGGACUGACCGAGACUUCUUGCGGAGGAUUGGGACCAAAUAACAGACUAGAACAAAACUUUGCUCCGAGAAUUUAAAGACACACCGAGAGGUCCAGCAAGGAACUUUAAAGGUGGACACGAGGACUGACAAACUUAACAAGAGGAGAAGACAGACUAAAAUGCAUCUGAACAAAACUUUGCUUCAAGAAAUUUGAAAGACAAAACCCUAGCAAGUAACUUUCAAAGAAGGACUGACCGAAACUUCUUGCUGAGGAUUGGCAAACGUGCCGACCUCUUUGGGCAAGGAGGGCUGAAGCUAUUAUCUAUAGUUGGAGCACCUGCAAGCGGAAAAGUGUCGUCGAGGUUGUGGCCCGAGGAGGCGUGGUACUCAGAGGGUGGCGAGAUGGUGAACACAGGUAUGCAGCUGAUCAGCUUCACCUGUGCUGUGACGGGCUGGGUGAUGGCUAUAGCAGUGACUGCACUGCCCCAGUGGAAGGUCACGGCCUUCAUAGGCAGCAACAUCUUGACCUCCGAAAUUGUUUGGCAGGGGAUCUGGAUGAACUGCAUCUACCAGACCACCGGCCAUAUGCAGUGUAAGACCUACGACUCCAUGCUAGCUCUACCGCCUGAUAUCCAGGCGGCACGGGCGCUGAUGUGUAUUGCUAUCUUCUUGGGCUGGUUGUCCUGCACCGUCUCUUGCUGUGGAAUGAAGUGUACCACCUGUGCCGGGGACGAUCGCCAUGCCAAGGCUGGCAUAGCGCUGUCCGGUGGGGUGCUCUUCAUCCUGACGGGCCUGUGCGUCCUAGUGCCGGUUUCCUGGACGGCAAACACUGUGGUGCAGGACUUCUACAACCCCAAUGUUCCCCUCCAGCACAAGCGGGAGCUGGGUCAGGCCAUUUACCUGGGAUGGGCGGCAGCAGUGAUUCUUAUGAUCAGUGGGGCGGUGCUGAGCAGUACCUGCCCGCACAUCGAGAGAGGAGGGUACAGACGUGGAUACAUAGGCCGAAGUUUUGCAAACUCAAGGCCUUCUGCUCCUGAUCCACCGAAGCCAAUCACAACCAGUGCCCUGCCUCUUAAGGAGUAUGUAUGAUAAAGAUAAAAAUGAAAGCAAAUGCGGGAAGGUGUGGCUAAACAGGGAUAAUGAUUAAAGGUGCACUCAGUGAUUUCUGUUUCAAUGGACAGAUGCAUUUUGUGUCAUUGUCACUCUGAUGAUCAUGUCCAUAUUUGCCAUUUGAAAUCCCAUUUAUCUGCUUUUUCUUUCAUUGCUUAUACAUCGUACACAUGUUGGUGCUGUUCACUCCAGCUCCUUCGUUAUAUUGUCUGUAAUAUACAUUGUAUUUAUUGUUAUAUUGUUUGGUUUGCUUUUGUUUAGGUAUGUUUUUGUUUAUGUAUGUAAAGCACCACUAGUGGCACCAAAAUGGAAUUGCAAUCUGCUAUUUUUUCAGUGGAACAUUGGCACAACCAGUGCUGUGAGUUUGGAGUGGAACUAUUAGUUUGUCAGUGGUAAACAGGAGUAUUUGAAAACUCUUUUUUUUUCUGUCCAUUUCUGUUUGGUAACACUGGCGGAGCAGAAAUUACACAUUUGACCUUUAAAGUAUGUAAUUUCUGCACCACUAGCAAAAACGGAAUUGAAAAAAAUUAUGAUUGGCACUAACACUGAAAAACAGAUAGAUUCACCACAAACACUGACACGCUUCAGCUUUAACUGAACUGAAUUGUAAAACACAGCUGGCCAUGUGAUCUCAGCUUGUCAUAAGUAUUAUUCAUUUCUUCAGGGGUAAGGAUUUUAAUGUGGAAAAAAUUAUUGAGUGCACCUUUAAUUAAAGACAGUCUAGUAUCUAGAAUUUGAAGCAUAGUGUAUGAGUAGUAAUAUUUGUAGUAGUAUUGCAGUGGGUCUACGAUUUUCAAAAACAUUUCCUUUCCCUUGCUACUUGUCACUCUCUUUACUUAUUAGUGUAUUUUCUCAUAAGAAGGCAUUUAGAUUAGUUUUGAUCGUAUUUUGACAAGAUUUUUUUUUUUUUUUUUUUUUCAAUAGUAUUAACUGUGGGCUAACUGAACUCUUCGGCCCAUUUUGCAGUGUCUUUUUCCUUUCUUUUUUUGUAAAUGGUAAUCUAUCUUGUGUUUUGUAGACAACUGACAGCACACCACUGUUGUCCUUAGAAACAGUACACCCACUUUUAGUAUGUUGGAUUGCUGUGUUCAUUGUGUUUUCUCUAUAUUUAUUUAUUAAAAU
This is a messenger RNA of Sinocyclocheilus rhinocerous, 3537 nucleotides long. RefSeq names its product claudin-4-like. Gene Ontology annotation, cellular component: bicellular tight junction; membrane. Gene Ontology annotation, molecular function: structural molecule activity. The coding region runs from base 1708 to 2394 and encodes 228 amino acids. The transcript has a single exon. NCBI's taxonomy places the organism in Eukaryota, Metazoa, Chordata, Actinopteri, Cypriniformes, Cyprinidae. The record is from RefSeq and is a predicted model, not a curated record.